This is a messenger RNA of Bombus pyrosoma, 3039 nucleotides long. RefSeq names its product phospholipid scramblase 1-like. Gene Ontology annotation, cellular component: plasma membrane. The record is from RefSeq and is a predicted model, not a curated record. Gene Ontology annotation, molecular function: phospholipid scramblase activity. The transcript has 8 exons. Gene Ontology annotation, biological process: plasma membrane phospholipid scrambling. NCBI's taxonomy places the organism in Eukaryota, Metazoa, Arthropoda, Insecta, Hymenoptera, Apidae. The coding region runs from base 297 to 1235 and encodes 312 amino acids.
UGUAUAAUCGUACACCCGAGGAAAAUAGUAAGAGAGGAAUCACGGAAACUCCCUUUACCGGAUGCAAGUGUCAUUCUCUUAUCUUCCAGACAGCACUAUCCACGAUCUCAAAAGCCACGAACUCCCAAGCAUUCAUCAUGUUGAAAAAAAAAGAAAGACAGGGUUAGGGAGGGAGAAACAGGGAGAACAAGAAAAAGAAAGAGAUAACGAGAAGCUACAAUUUCAGGGAAGAUAGGAGUUUGAGAAGUUUUAUCUCGUCGUGGAUUUUAAGAAAGUAAUUUAUUUAAUAGAAAAAAAUGAAUUCGACUUCUUAUUCUGCGCUACAACCAUAUCCGCCGACUAUUGCUACUGCACCAUCACCUGGUGCAUUUUCAAUACCUCAAACUGGAAUACCACAACCUGGGAUGGCACCUGGGAUACCACAACCCGGGAUGGCACCUGGGAUACCACAACCCGGGAUGGCACCUGGGAUACCACAACCUGCACCACCACCAUAUGGGAUAUCAAUGCCAGGACCUGAAGCACCACAACCCGAGUUACCAAUGAUACCACAAGGUGGCUGGUCACCGCAGAAUACGACUUGUCCACCCGGUUUGGAAUACCUUAUAGUCCUUGAUCGUCUGUACAUACGGCAACGACUUGAAUUAAUGGAAGUUGUCGUUGGAUGGGAGACUGAGAAUAAAUACCUUGUAACGAAUGUUAGUGGCCAGCCACUGUUUUAUAUCAUGGAAGAGUCAAAUAUAUGCGCGCGUCUAUGCCUGGGUACUCUACGUAGUUGUGAAUUACACGUGGGCGACACCAAUCACAGGGAAGUCCUACGUAUGGUUCGACCCUGCAGGUGUUCAGGUUGCUGUUGCUUUUGUUGCAUGCAGAUGCUAGAGGUGUAUUCUGGAGACAUGCUUCUCGGUUCUGUAACAGAAAAUUGCCAUAUUUUUAGGCCUUCGUUUUCUAUUCGCGAUGCAUCUGGGAAAACAGUUUUAAGGAUUAAGGGACCAUGCUUUAGAUGUUGCGGAAACGUGACAUAUAAGAUAAAGUCUGCCGAUGGAGUACAUAGAGUUGGAGAAAUUAAAAAGAAAUGGAGUGGUUUUACUACAGAAGUUUUUACAGACGCUGAUAAUUUCAGCCUACGUUUUCCUGUGGAUUUAGAUGUUAAAAUUAAAGCUGUUUUACUCGGUGCCUGUAUUCUCAUCGAUUUCAUGUAUUUCGAACGAAACGCCAAAAGGAGCUCUAUAUAGAAUUCGUAAAAUGCUUAAAGGAAUCCUAUUUACUGAUCUGAAAUGAAUAGUUUAUUGUUGUGCUCUAUUAUAAUAUAAGGUAAAUGGUUUGCAGUGAAGAAUCACUGAUGUUGAGAGCUUUCAACUUUACCUAAGUUUCAACUUUACCAACUUUCUCAGCUUAAAAUUCGCCAUAUUUUUUAUAUCAAAUUAUUAGUGAAUACGUUUGUUAACAAAUUUGAUGUACAAGUGCUAUUAAGCUAUUAGCACCAUUGAUAUUUUUGUAUUCAAUUUUGGAAUGAAUUUAUCAUAUAUUUGUACGUGUGUAUAUAUAUUGCUCAUCUUCCUAUAAAGAUAUGUUCAAUGUUUUCGAACAAAUACGUUUUACGACUUUUGUCACAGGAUUUCCGCGAUAUUUCUAGUGUUAUGAACACGAAUUAUUAGGUUAUAAGUUUUUAAUUUGCUUUAAUGCAAAUAUAUAUAUAUAUAUACAUAUAUAUAUAUAUACAGUAUAUAUAUUAUACAGGGUAUUUUUGAAAUUAUAUAACCAGAAAGGAGGUGAUUCCUCAUGUAAAAGUAAGUUGAAAAUAUAGAAUGAAAUUUGUUCAUAUUUGCCUAUUUCACCCAAUCUGGUUAGUUCCCGUUACUUUUAUUCAUUUUUAUCAAUAUCAAUCGGGAUUUACUACAAUUGUAACUAAUAUAGUUACUUCUAAUGACUUAUUUAUUUUAAUGGUUUAUAAAUUAUUGAAAAUGUCUUUGUAUCAUAGAUAGGUGCUGUGUACUUCCUUGGCGAAUUAAAGAAGCAUGAAUUGAUGAUAAUGUGUUAAUUCCUAUAUCUCAUAUUUCAUAUUUUUAAUUGAAUAAACCCGUAUUAAUGAAUAUUCAAACUCGAUUUUCUCGAAGACGGAGCUCUAUACGAAAAUAUUUUAUUUAUUCAUUAUCAUAUUUUCGAUUUACUUCUACAUAAGGUAUCACCUGCUUUCUAUUUAUACUACUAUUUCGGAAACACUGUAUAUACAUAAGUUUUUAUAAUUGCGGGUUAUAUAUACUCUUUUUAUAUUUUUGUGCAUUUGUUUAAGGGCAUUAAAUAUUUGAACUGCCUGAAUAUUUGUGAGAAAAUUUUAAUUACUCAUCAUAAAUAAUGUUAACUUUUUCUAUAAAAGACUUAAUUCUGUUGUAUGAUUAAAAGAUCUCCUAUUUGUCAUGUAAAGAUAUUAAAAGGAAUCAAGUUAAAUAAAGAAGGAGAAUUAUUGUGUAUGUUCUUUAUUCUUGUUUUAAAUUCACAUCUUCAUACAUCUGAUAGUGGAGCUGUUACCGCCUCAGCUGCAACACAUAGUAUGCUAUAUUCGUCGCAGAUGUUCUUGGUUUUAGUAAAAAAUGAGAAUGGAAAAACAAUAUGUGUGUAACAUCCUUUCCUACACACGUUAGAAAACGGCCACCGAGAUGCUGCAGUAUUGCACUCGUUGCGUUUUUUUAACACAUCAAGGACCGGACUCACGCGCUAAAUUUAGGUUUCAAAAUGGAGACUCGACACUUCUUUGUCACAUCUUCCAGUUUUUUAACGCUCGAGAAUCUUCUCUUAUUAUUUUCCGCAAUUUUUAUAAAAAAAGAAGAUAAUAAAAUUUAUACACACACUAAACUGUCGCAAUGAUUGAGCGUAAAUUCUUGCACUUUUGGAGAAAGAUGAGAUAAUAUUACUUUUAAAACAUAAAAGGUUGUUAAAGCCAAUAUCUUCAGAAGAGCUUUGACAGAUCUCAAAGCGGCGGCAGUUCAGAUGUAGAAUUAUAUAAUUAAAUCCAGAUAUUGUAAUACUCUCGACAAAACG